This is a messenger RNA of Acytostelium subglobosum LB1, 1086 nucleotides long. RefSeq lists its product as hypothetical. The record is from RefSeq and is a predicted model, not a curated record. The coding region runs from base 1 to 1086 and encodes 361 amino acids. The transcript has 2 exons. NCBI's taxonomy places the organism in Eukaryota, Evosea, Eumycetozoa, Acytosteliales, Acytosteliaceae. Gene Ontology annotation, cellular component: nucleus. Gene Ontology annotation, molecular function: mRNA binding; protein binding.
AUGAUGUCUGAUAAUCAUUUCAAACAGCAAUCACCUCCUCCAGCUGCUGGAGGCAGAAGUAAGAGAUGGGAUCAAGACGAUUCUGUUCAAACAUAUAAUCAGGAAAAGGAUGGCACUCGCGAUCCCGCCCGAGACAGACAUAGAGAUAACAGAGAUAACAGAGACAGUAGAGAUAAUAGAGAUAAUAGAGAUAAUAGAGAUAAUAGAUAUAGGGAUAGAGAUAAUAGAGAUAAUAGAGAGAGGCCAAGGGACAAGGAGAGAGAGGUAGAGAAGGAUAAGAAUGGUGGUGGUGGCCCUGUAAGAGAUACAAGGGAUAGAGAUAAUAUAAAAGGUGGCGGCGCAACAGAUAGAGAUGUCAGAGGUAGUGGAGGUAGUAGAGACAGAAAGAGAGAUAGCAGCGAUGAUAGGACAAGAGAGAGAGAUGAGGAUAAUAAGAGACUUAGGGAGCUGCAGACCAUUGACAAUGGAAGGAAGGACAGGAGACAUCAGGACAGAGAUGAUGACGAAGGCGAAUAUGGCAAGAAGGACAAUGGAAAUGGCAAUGGCAAUGGCGAGAAGAAGGAGAGGAAGGAGAAGGAGAAGCCAGACUUCAAACCAUCGGGCGUUCUAAAGACUGACCAGGUGGCAAGGACAAGCGAUGGCAAGGUGAUGAAGUGGCAGGAGCCUCCCGAGGCCAAGAUCCCACACGACAAUUGGAUACUCUACCCAUUCAAGGAUGGCAAGUCACUCGAUCCCUACUACCUACACAAGAAGAAGUCGUUCCUGAUUGGUCGUGACAGAACCCUAUGUGACAUCCCAUCUGAGCAUCCCUCCUGCUCGUCCCAACAUGCUGUAAUCGUCCAUCGUCUCGUCAGAAAGAAGAGCAACAAUGAUGACGAUGACAGGAAACAACAAGUCAUCAAACCAUAUAUAAUAGACUUGGACAGUACCAAUGGAACUAUAUUGAACGAUAAGAAGAUAGAGACAUGUGUCUUUGUUGAGCUACGCUCAAAGGAUCACAUCAGAUUUGCAUCCAGUACCAGAGAAUAUGUACUGAUUCAAGAGGAGGACUUUGAUGACGAUGACGACGAUUCAUCAGAUGAUUGA